Molecule: messenger RNA, 1151 nt
Organism: Tigriopus californicus
Lineage: Eukaryota; Metazoa; Arthropoda; Copepoda; Harpacticoida; Harpacticidae
Exons: 2
Coding region: 427-969 (180 amino acids)
Source: RefSeq, a predicted model, not a curated record
GGCCCUGAGAUUCAUAAGCCCAAGACCCCGGUGUCGCCUCUGGCGGAAGAAAUAUAUCUUCAUUUGGAAAUCACGGUUAAUUGGUUGGUUGGCAGUGAACAAGCCUAGUGUGUGUUGUAGUUUAUGUAUCGGAAAAGUACGCUUCAAGCGGUCUGGCCAAUGCUCCGCAUAUCUUGCGUACGCAAGGUAUGGUUGUGUACGGGAUGUGUGCUGAUGAAACGAACGAAACGCCUGGCUCGAUUUCUUGAACGAACCCCGAAUCGCGCGUCUUUUCUGUCUGCCUUAUCUAUUCUCAAGACUUUUUCCCAAUGAGUUGGUUGAUCGUAGUGCUCAGGUCAGGUGAAUAAUGUGGAGAUUUUGGUGAAAACUCGAGGUGCCCAAGGAAUUAUCUCAGGUGCAUCAUAGUUCUAUAUGUUUUAUUAAAAUAUGAACUUCAUACGUACCACAUCUGCCCGCUCAAGGGUUUGUCAGCCAUGGCUCCACAACUGGCUCCCCCUAGUGUCAUGUCUCCUUGUUUUGUUAGCAGUGUCAGUUAGCUGUGAUACCUCGGGUGGUCACAAUCACGGGCACGAUCAUGGGCAUGAACACGCCCAUGCACCACAAGGUGGACACGAGCACGGCCAUGCUCAUCAUCAUCAGCAACAGAAUCCUCACCACCACCCACAACCCCAAGGUCAUGGUGGAUACAGGCGGCCCCGGCCGCACCAUCCUCCCCGUCAUUAUCGAAGGAGGCCCAGUGCUAAAAAGCGCCUGAUAGACAGGCUCUUGGACUUUCCCAAGGGAGUCCUGAUCGGAAUCCGCCGCAUCAAGGGUGCCUUUAUUGCCUUGAAAGGCGGAUGGGUUCACGGCCAGGCUUACUACGCCAAUAGCCCCAAACUGAGGUCGGUGGGGGACCGCAUCAUUAAAUUUGCCAAGUUGGUGGCGGGUCCCGGUCCAUAUGGACCCAAAGCACCAUUUAAGCGGCGAUAAAGGGACCGUGGAUGGCCGCAACCAGAACGGCCGGUAUCGAUGGAAACCAUGUUCUCCAUUGAAUUUAGUUCAAUUGCAAAGAUGAUUCUUGUUUUCAUGUGAAAUCAAUCAAAAAACCACCUCGACAUGUUCCUUCUGCUCAUCUAUGGUGACUGUUGUUUAUAAAUAUUUAUACCAUAAGA